Musca domestica (house fly) is the source of this 2663-nucleotide messenger RNA. RefSeq names its product nuclear pore complex protein Nup93-1. Gene Ontology annotation, cellular component: nuclear pore. Gene Ontology annotation, biological process: protein import into nucleus; poly(A)+ mRNA export from nucleus. Gene Ontology annotation, molecular function: structural constituent of nuclear pore. The transcript is spliced from 10 exons. The record is from RefSeq and is a predicted model, not a curated record. The coding region runs from base 169 to 2598 and encodes 809 amino acids. NCBI's taxonomy places the organism in Eukaryota, Metazoa, Arthropoda, Insecta, Diptera, Muscidae.
GUAUAUUUUAGGGUUGGUAACGUUUGCCAUUGUGCGCCGACAUUUGUUCCGCUUCUUUCACUGCCGGUUGGAUUUUCGUUGUUUUGCUAAAUUCCGACAAUUAAAAAUUAUUUAAUAACAGAAAAACUCCAGCAAUUGAACCCACAACUACAUUUACUACCCAGCAUCAUGGAUUUUAAUUCACUAUUGCAGCAAGCCCAGCGUUUAACAAAUGAGACACAGAACUCGGAGGAGUUGCCUCGUGUUGAGCGUACCAUUUCGCAAGUCUUGGAAGCCACCAAGGAGCUACAUUCACGCGUUACUCAAACUGGAGCACAGGACAUACAAGCGCACAUUUUACUGGGCUCAAAAGGAAUUGAUUUGCCAAAAAUAUCGCAAAAAUUGGAAUCGUUGAAUGCCCGCAAAACUUUUGAACCUUUGGAUCCCAUUGCCGACACCGAUAUACAGAGCUUUUUGAAAAAUGAAAAAGAAAAUGCCAUAUUAUCCGUCAUCGAGGAGGUGCACAAGAAUUCAUUUUUGAAUGCCCAAAAACGCAAAUGGGAACACAUAAAAUCCGAAUGGCGGCAGGAAAAAAUGAAAUUAAUGAAUGCUCUGGUGGGCCCGUCACAAAAUUGGAUUGAUAUUCAAAAACUUCCGGAACAAACAAUUAUCAAUGAGACUUUUGGCACUCGUUCUUGUUUGAAUAGGAUUGAAAUGGCUUAUGCUCGUGAGGUCUACGAUUACAAUGCUAUUGUCAUUAAAGGUGCCUUCCGUCCAAGUCUGGUACAGAGAUUUGCCAAAGUUGCCCAAACAUUCGAUGAUCCAAAAGUCAAUGAAAUUUGGGAAAUCAUGAAGUAUAUGGUCGAUGUAACACCCGUAUCACGAAACCGAGAUCCCAUGCAAAGCCGUCAACAAGUAAAUCAAUUUGUGGAUCAAGCCAAAAAGUAUUUGGAAAACCGUUACAAACUCUACAUGUCCACAAUAAUUAGUGGCAAUUUGCGGGAAGCCCAACGUGGUGGCGUACCAAGCAUCUUUAAUUUGGUUUCAUCAUUUGUGGGCUUGACAUUCAAUCAGGGCAAUUGUUUCGGUUUGCAAGAUGCUACCAUAGACGGAAAACCAUUGUGGCCCAUGGUAUAUUAUUGCCUGCGAUGUGGUGAUUUACAGUCUGCCUUGAAAUGCAUGCAAAUGGGAGGAGCUGGUCAUGAAGAGUUUAUGCAAGUAUUGGAAGAUAAAAUUAAUAAACCGGAACAAAAGAUUAAUACAAAACUUGAGGGCCAACUUAAACUGCAUUACUGUAACAAAAUUAAGAAUUCCACUGAUCCAUAUAAGAAAGCGGUUUAUUGCAUUAUUGCUGGUUGUGACCCCAAUGAACAACAUUUGGAAGUGGCUAAAACAACGGACGAUUUCCUAUGGAUCCAAUUGUCAAUUCUACGCACCGAUGUUAGCGACAAUUCUGAUGCCUUAACAUAUUCUGGGCUACAAACUAUGAUAUUGGAAAAAUACGGGGAAAAACAUUUCAAUGCUGGUGAACAACAGCAUCUUUACUUCCAGGUUUUGGCAUUAACCGGUCAAUUUGAGGCUGCCAUUGAGUUUCUUUCACGCACAGAAAAAUAUCGUGUUCAUGCCGUGCAUAUUGCCUUAGCUCUCAAUGAAAUGUUUUUAAUUGCUGGCCCAAGGAAUGUACAGGAACCACUUUUGUCUGUGGACAUAGAAGAUCCCAUACCCAUGCGUCGCCUAAACAUUGCCCGUUUGGUUAUGUUGUAUGUUAAGAAAUUUGAGAUCACUGAUCCCGCCGAAGCUCUGCAAUAUUUCUUCUUUUUGCGUAAUCUUAAAGAUCCUGAGGGCCGUAAUCUAUUUUUGGUUUGUGUCAGCGAUUUGGCCAUCGAGUGUCGUGAUUAUGAUUUAAUAUUUGGUAAAAUGAUGCCAACUGGUUUGCCUGCUGGCGGUCUAUUCCAACAGUUUGAUUGUGUUGAGUUCGACACUCGUGUGGCUGCCGGCAUGGUGGCUGAGGAGUUGGUGCGCAAAGGAAUGUUUGAGGAUGCCAUUAAGUUAUUCGAUAUUGCAAAUAUGCAAAGUCAAUCUUUGCGUUAUCUCUCUUUGAUGCUCUCACAAGUGGUACAUCAAAGUUCCAAAAAAGGUUCUUUGCGGGAACGCCUCUCUAUUAUGGCUUGUGAUUUUAGCGAACGUUUACGUGGCAGCCGCAUUGAGUGUGAACCUCAGGUUUUAGCCACCUUUAAUUUGCUCACCGAGUUGGUGGCAUUCUUCGACUAUUACCAUGAACGUAAAUAUCAAAUUGCUUUGGAAGUCCUGGCCAACACGAAACUAGUUCCCAUGUCUAUGAAUGAUUUGGAAGAAUGCAUUAGUAAUUUCAAACGUCUGGGCGGUGAAAUUUGUAAAGUUUAUCCAGAUAUUCUAUUGGCCGCCAUGGAUAUUUUGUAUUCACAAUACAAAGCUGUAAAGGGCAAAGAUUCAGUGAUGCUAGAUAGUGGCCGUGAUAGUCAAUUACAACAUCUACGACAAAAGGCCAAAGCUUUGACAAAUAUGGCUGCCACAGUUCCAUAUCGUAUGCCAGGCGAUACAAACAAGAGACUGGUACAAACGGAAAUAUUAAUGCAUUAGUUUUUAAGACGCUUUUCUCUUAUAGAGUGUACAAGUAAUUGUUUUUUCUAAUAAAAAAAAAUUAA